Messenger RNA from Ectocarpus siliculosus, 504 nucleotides. Lineage: Eukaryota; Phaeophyceae; Ectocarpales; Ectocarpaceae. The record is from the annotation of a GenBank genome assembly.
AUGACGGACGGAGUGGGCGGAUGGGUGAUGCCCGAGGCCGGUCCGGACGGGGAGGCCAAGUUCAAGAUGACCGGCCCAACUGGGAACUGCUAUGAUUACUCUAAAGCCAGAUCGGGUGCAUACCGCUUCGGUUUACACCCUCGAAGCGAAGGCGGCGAGGCGUACAAGCGAGGACGGGACGCCGAUGCCUCAGACGAAGCCCCAGCCGCCAAGAGGUGUCCGAAGUUGUCCGAGGAAGACAUCAUUGCCAUAUUUCCCCAGCGGCUGGCAGAGCUGGAAAAAGCCGAACACGAGGCAGCCCGCGCGAAGGAAGUGGCAGAGGCGGCGGCAGCAGCAGAGAGAGAUGAAGGAACAAGCCACAAGUUCGUCUUCGGUGAUCAGGGAGAAGGAAGGAGGGCGGGCUCGGGGCCGUUCCGCAGCGCGGGGGAUCGUCGGUGGAUGAUCGUCGGCUCCCUAGUUUUCCAAGGCCCCACUUUACUCCGACCUUGGCAAGAGGCAGGCUAA